Erigeron canadensis is the source of this 567-nucleotide messenger RNA. RefSeq lists its product as uncharacterized. Lineage: Eukaryota; Viridiplantae; Streptophyta; Magnoliopsida; Asterales; Asteraceae. The record is from RefSeq and is a predicted model, not a curated record. Gene Ontology annotation, biological process: defense response to other organism. Bases 1 to 567 code for a protein of 188 amino acids. The transcript has a single exon.
AUGGUUAGGAGAAAGGGAUCAGAGAGUCACUUUGCUAUGUGCUAUUGGUUCAUUCAAGUGUUGAUAGUUUUUAGCUUGAUCGCGGUGAUGAUCUGGUUAAGCACAAGACCAAGAAGCCCUGAAUUCACAAUUACCAGCGUCUACGUUCCUUCAAUGGCUAACCAUAAUCUGUCAAAGGUUCAACAAAACCAUACUAAAGCUCAAAACAACUCUCUUGUUUUUGUUCUAAAGAUCACAAACCCAAACAAACGUAUGACAAUUUGCUAUGUUGAUAUAAUCAUGAAGUUACAUAAAGGUGGUUUUCUUAUGGGAAGCAAGCCGGUGGAAGCUUUUUGCCAAGGCCGGAAGAAGACUAUCACAGAGGAGGUGCUAAUCGAUGUUGAUGACCAAGAACUGCGACGAGUAAAUGCCGGUGGUGGUGAGGGUUUGAGGGUGAGGGUCGAGACUAGCAUCAAGUAUCAUAUCUUUACGUGGACAAAGAUUCAUCAUAUCAGGUUUGAGGGAUUUGUGAGAAUUGGAACCCAAGGGAAUGUUACUAAAAAUACAUAUUUACACAAGAUACAUUAA